GGAACCGGGGAUUUCCAGCAAAAUGUGUGCAACAAGUGCAUUGUGUGUCGAUUAGCACAGAGCUGACCUGACUGUUGUCUGGUGGAAAACGCCAAGAGCCGAAUGCCAAUUCUGUUAGGACUUCAGUAAAUAUUAAUUACAGCGAUUUAGCGUUUCUCUUGGUGGAAAAAAAGUGUGUUUUUAAUUGCCGUUUUUGCUAGAAGCUAAUAGAGGAGAAUUGAGAUGGAGAGUUUGUACCCAGCCACCCAACUGUGGCUUUGCUGCCGUUGAUGUUCUGCACCCUCCAAAACAGUAAACUUGAAACAGGAAGGUCUGCUCCACAAGUUGAUGGUAUCUUUCUCGUUAAGGUAGAUUCUGGGAAAGUCAACUGCAUUCCUUAGCUCUUGCAAACCUUUUUAAUUGUUUUUUUUCUCACAACCUUAGCCUGAUCUUAUCAUGUCAGUAAUUGUUGCAUCAUAUUUGCUUUAGUCUCUCUACUGGGAAGUCAGAUAAUUGCUUUGUCCUUUUUAAUGGGAAGCAUUUGGGCAGCCUGUUCCUCUGAAGUGCAGAGGAGCAGUGCAGCCGCUGUAGCCACAAUUGCAUCCCACCUUUUCUGGAGCUCAGCGGGCCACGAGCAGGAGAAGGGAGGCAGGGAUGGCUCUCACCUUCUCCAGAACCGAGUAGAAGCUGUAAUGUUGCGUGGUCCUAAAAGUAAAGCUUCCAGCUCCAGUGUUUCUAGAUAUCUCUCAUCUGUGGGCAUAUUCAGCCAGACUUUCCUUAUGAAGUUGUAUUACAGUACAUUAAUUAUUCAUAGUCAGUUUAAUUCUUUGUUCUUGCAUAUUUAAUUGUAAUAGCAUGCUGUAUGUCACAGUGAUUUCCCAGAAGCACUGAACACCAAAGGAAAAUCGUUCAGGUAUAUGGUCUUAAAUACAUCCCUGCUAAUCUUUGGUGUUGGAUUUUGGAGCAGAAUGGGUUAUUAUCAGAUGUUUCUUGCAGAGAAACAAUUAUGCAAAAUCAUAAUUUAGCUUAAUCUUUUCAGCUAAAUUCUUCCAGCUCAAGUAGCUGGUUUGAUGCUGAUGACAUUUACGUUGUCUUGCUUAUUUUAUGAGGAGAAAAUGCUUAAUGGGAGGGAGGAGAUGACUUUUGUUUGCUCCUCUGAAGGGGAGGAACCUCUGUCAAAGACUCUGGAAGUACAAAUCGAUUCCUUCCUGAAGAUGAAGGAAGGGAGUAAGAUUUUUAUUGAGUUUUCUUUUCAUUGAUCAGAAUAGUGAUGCCAAACGCUUGUUUGAUUAAGAUUGGGGGUUUUUUAAUGAUGAGGAUGGGCUCCUAGUGCUUGACGUGAGAAAAUAUUGGAGGCACGGGAACUGCAAAUGCAUUUACAAUUUGAUUUGCAUUACCCUCGUUCUAGAGCUGUUUCGUGCUUGGGAGGCACUUGGUGAAGCUGAACCCCUCAUGUUUGGAGAGCGGGAUUGUUCUCCGAGAUUUACCGUAGGAGUUUAAACUUCUGAAAAAUCUGUUUACAAUGUGUCUGAACUGGAGGAUAGAGGACACAGUAGAGACUGUUAUCUGUUUACUGCUCAGAUAAGGAGGUGGAAUAGAUUGCUGGCCUGUUUCUGAACUCUGCUUAAUGAAUGGUUGCUAGGCAAAUUGCAUCUCAAUCAGCUUAAUCCUCAAGAUGUCAUUUACAGGUCUGCUCUUUGUGAGGGCCGGAAUCGUGUGCUUUCAAACUGCACAGGCCAGAAAUUGCCAGCAAAGCAGCUUAGAAUAGCUUGUUCAAAAAUUCAGUGUACAUGUGUUGCUGAGCUGCCCAAUUUGAAGUGCCUGUUGUCGCAGGGCUAUCAUUGCGUGGCCACGCGCUAGAUGAGAUGUUCGGUGAUAGACAGGAAGCAGCAGCAUCCUUAGCACUGUUUCUGGAUCGGCACAGCAGACAUCAGAACGUUUUGGCACUGGAUUAACGUGAAGGAAAACGUUUCUAAAUGGGGACCGCACUGCUGACGUGAUGAAAGUGUGCAGAGGAGUGAAUGCCCCAUGUUGUGUUAGUGCCUGUCUGCCAUGCUGGCCUGUCUGCCAGGACCAGGUGACCUCUCCUUUCAGCUUCUUUCUUACACGCAGAUGAACACUGGACUUCAGAAAUGGGACACUACACAGAAAAUGAGAUCUGCACAGUAUCCUACCCCAGCAGAAUUGGAUGCUUAUGCUAAGAAGGUCGCCAACAAUCCACUGACUAUAAAGAUUUUCCCAAACAGUGUCAAAGUUCCCCAGAGGAAACACAUACGCCGUACUGUGAACGGACUUGAUACUUCGGGCCAGAGGUACAGUCCCUACCCGUCUCAGGCCACCACGAAAACCGGCCUCCUGGCGAUAGUCAAAUCUCCAGCGAAAGGAAUCAUCAAAGACUUUGACGGGACACGCACGCGUCUGCUGCCGGAAGCGAUGAUGAAUCCCCCUUCCACACCAUACGUUGCACCUAGCACUUUAACCCACCCGCAGGCGCUCGCUCGCCAGCAGGCUCUCCAGCAUGCACAGACUUUGCCGCACCCCCAGAAUAUCCCGCAGCCACAGACUUUGCAGCACCCUCAGGGUAUUCCACAGCCACAAAGCUUACCGCACCCUCAGGGGAUCCCGCAGCCGCAGGCGCUGCCGCACCCUCAGAACAUGCCGCAGCCGCAGGGCUUGCAGCAUCCUCAGACCAUGGCACACCAGACUCUGCAGCACCCCCCGAAUCCUUUGCUGCAGCCGGGUUUACAUGGAAGCAGAAAGAUGCCGGAUGCAGAUGCGCCGCCGAAUGUGACCGUGUCUACCUCAACCAUUCCCCUCUCUAUGGCUGCCACCCUGCAGCAGAACCAGCCGCCGGACCUGAGCAGCAUUGUGCACCAGAUUAACCAGUUCUGCCAGGCCAGGGCUGGCAUUAGCACUACCUCAGUGUGCGAGGGACAGAUUGCAAACCCCAGCCCUAUAAGUCGCAACCUGCUUAUCAAUGCAAGUACCAGGGUAUCUACUCACAAUGUCCCUACGCCCAUGCCUUCCUGUGUAGUAAACCCUGUCGACCAUGCUGCUGCUGCUAUUCCUCCUGCCUCUGUUAACGUGCCCAUGGUGAAUAUUAACAGGGUGCCGCCCGCCUACCAGAAUGAAAUCAAAUCGGUUGCGUGGAACCAGCACCAGCUCGCGCAUCUGCAGCAAAUGUGUGGGGAUGCCGCUGGGCCUGCUGGUCUCACAGGGAAGCACCCUCAGAGAGAGAUCGCGGGGCAGAGUUUUCCUGGCAAAGCUUCAAACUACCCUCAAGAACUGUGCAUGGGCCAGUCGUUCAGCUUGAAGCCCCCCAUCGAGAAGCCUACGCCUUCUCCGCCUGUGAACGGGUUGCAGGGACCCUUGCCAUAUACCAACGGGCACUAUUUCCAGCCCAUCUGGAAUAACAUUCUGCCCACACCCAACAGUGACAGCUCUGGGUCCCAGGACCUCGCCAUGCCUUUCCACGGGGGACAGCCAGCAGGAGCGCCGCUAGAUUGUGCAGGAGGAACUCAUUACAGAGCUGGAGCUGGCCCAUCCAGCCAGAAUAAUGUGAUGCAGACCAUGGAUUACCUAAGCGGGGACUUCCAGCAGUCUUGCUUCAGAGAUCAGAGCAUGGCCAUGCUGGGAAAAGUCCAUCGGCCUCCCAUGAACCGAGCACCUGAACCAACCGAUAGUCGAAAUCUUCAUAUUCAACACCCAGGGUAUAGAUAGGCUGCAGUCACUUUCACAGACAAAAAAAUUAUAGGUUUAGUCUUAAUUUUAAUUAAUAAGCAAGGCGUUUUUAACUUGCAAACUUGUGUGAUCAUUAUAGUAACCAUCGGAAGAAGACAUACUGUAUAUUUAAAAGCUUUGCUUACGUGUUACCUAUCCUUUAUGAAUCAAAUAUUUAACAUGCUUUUUGUUUCAAAGAAUUUCAUUACACUACUUCACGCCACAGCUGUUUCCUCACCGCAGAAUCCCCUUUGUGCAGCUUUUGCCUUCUGCUUAGUAGCUGCUUGCCGGACUGAUGUUGAGUUGCUGCAGGGUUUUCGCAGUUGCAUCUGUUCACCGGCUCCGUCAAGAGCGAGGUAGUGUAGCUGCUUAAAUUUCCAUCUCAAUUUCCUCUGAAGAUUAAGAGCAACAGAGUUUGUCAGGAAGCAGGGCUUAUUUUCGACUCGAAAGCCCAUUUCAUUAAUGCAUUAAACAUUGACCAUUUGCACUGUCUAGAGGCCUAUUUAAUUGAAAAAGAAGCCUAUGUUUGAAAAGAGCAAGCUAGGGGUAUGUAUUUAGGCAUUAAUAUAGGAAGAAGCUUUUCAGCUGUUUCUUGCUGAGACGCCCAUGUUUAUCGUUUAGACUUUGUCCAAAGUCAAAAGUCUCUGGCAGAUUUCUCCGACACUUUUUGUUUUGUGGACAGGGUAUGGAGGAGAGGGAAACGGCAGGUUUAGGAUGAAGGCAGCACAGCUGCCGUAGGUAGCUGCCUUUUUGCUGCAUCGUAUUUUCCUUCCUCACUCCCCUUUCGCCAGCCUAAGAGCUAGCUUUGUCUGAACCCCUCGCUGCUAGGAGUCUGGCUGUCCUGAUGUGAAGGGAAUCCAGACCCACUGACAACUCCAAAAAGGGUUCAGCCGCUUCUCCGGUAGCUAAAAUUAAUUUCAGGGUGAGGAGACGUAACUCAAGCUCGUCUCCGGUGCAAUGAGUGGGCGCGCGGGGCGGCGUGGCACGGUCCCGUUCCGGCGGCAGUACCGCUGGGACGGGAGGCGGUUGAUCCCAAGCGAAGCUCCGCUCACGAGCCACUGUGGGACUGACGGUCCUGUAUUCAUCUCCGUCAAAAUGCCACAGCAAAUGAAAUGGAACAAUUCUCUCUGGGAAUUAGCGAGGCUGUUUCUAACAUCCCUUUUUCCCAGGGUCUCGGUGCCUAACUCCUCCUGUUCCUUUCCCACAUCCCUUCGAGCAGCUGGUCGAGUCAGUGACCGCAGGACACUAACCACUGGGUAACCUCAGCGUCUCGUUCUCCUCCGUGUGCCGAAACAUCUUUUCCCUCCUAACAGCCGAGUUUGUUGUGAGUAACCAGUUCCUCCUCUCUCUUAACGAGACUGAUACUUGAACAUAAUGAUCACAGUCAAGUUUGGAAAUUAAAAAAAAAAAGAUAAUAAGAAAAGAAAUAAAUGCAUUGAUUCUUUCUAUGUACACUGGCUAAAAAAUAUUGCUCUACACUGUAACUUUUAAGUGUAAUAUUUCUGUAUGAAUGUCGCCUGGUAGUGUGGGUUUGAGUAGCAUUGCGUAUGGGUGAACCCACUGGCCUCUGCCACCCACUGGCCUCCCUCACAGCCCUCUGGAAAACAAAGCCUUAAGUAUUUGCUCCUUGAACUUUCCUUAACGAGCAUGGUUUAAAAUCUUACCCGACAUCAUACGAAAUUGAGAGAAAAAAACAAAAAAAAAAAGGAAAAAAAAAUAACAAGUUUUGAAGUGACGUCAUAGUUGGCUUAGAGAUUCUUAAAGAAGUUUUUCGUAAAUGGGAAAAUUAGCAAACAUUUUAUUUGUAUUUUUUUAAUUUAGACGUGUAGUCCUGGGCUGUAACAAAUAUUUAGGUUUCAAAGCUUAGCAGAGUACGUUUCCUGACUCCUCGCGUAAGUUGGUACACUUAUAUCCUGUCAUUAUUUAAAUUCUUUUUAAGUGUACUAUAAACCGUUCUUUAGUGGUAACUCUUUAGCAAAGUGAAGCAAUUUGACUAAAGACGGAUUAAAUUAUGUGUUGGCUUGUGUUGCCUUAUAUUUAAAAAAAAGGAAAAAUUGCCUGAUUGUGUUAUGCCAAAUGAUAGCAACAUGAAGUCCUAAUUUAUUGUUUAUAAUCGUAUUCCUGCAGUCUUUGUGAAAACUGGUAAAUAUACAUCUAUGAAAGAACUAAACUCCCGAGGCUUUUCAUGCAAUAUUUUUCUGAAUCCAUUCGAUUGGAAGCCGAGGUGAAGCUGCUUCCCUGACAGCCUCCCCGUCGCCCACCCCAUCCGCCCCCCGAUCGACCCAGGGCUGUGCUAUGACGUUAACCUUCCCCACCGAGUUAGUUCCUGUAAGGUGUUCUGCUACCUGAAUACAGAUCUUUGUACUAAAUAAACUAUUGGCCUCUCCUCUCUUCCGGAGCUGCUCAUCCCGACUGUUAUUAAAAGCUGUUUUUUCCCUCCUGCUCCUCUCCCGAGGGAGAGCCUGCGUGUGUCCCGUGCUGUGGCGUUGGUGGAAGCGGUUCCGUGCCGGCGAGGGGUUUGCGUUAGCGGUGGCAACGCACCGGGAGGUGCUGGGGAUUGUUCCAUGCGGACCGUCCCAGGUAGAGCAACAACCUUAGAGCCUUUGCCCCGGUACAGCAGGACCGGGAUCCAAAGUAGUCCGGAGACUCAUCCAGGUGGGACAUUGCUUGAAAAAUAGGAAACGUUUUACUAUUAAAAUCAACUUAAAUGCUUCCUUUUGUUCUAGGAGUGGGAUUUUUUUCUUUAAGCCGACCCCUUCCACUUCUCUAGCUGCCUGUUGCUGAGGGGCUCCUCUUCCUUCUCCUUGCCCGCUCCAUGUCCUGUAAGGAGAAACGCAGCUGCUGGUCCUGCUCCUUCCCAGCCUCGGCGCGGGCACAGCGGAUCCUGCCUGGGCAUCCUGAUGUGGGUGUCCCGCUUGCCGAGGGGGUGAAAGGGAGAGCGGGUGAGGCUCAAGCCCAAAGCUGGUGUGUGACAGGAGCUGUUCUCUUUUGGAAACACUUGAACACGCAGUUUUAUUUCACGCCAAAACCAGAGUAACCUGAAGACCGAGCGUGCACCUUCCCCCUGGGCUCACCACCGCUCGCCUUCCCUUUCCGUCUGUCUCUUCGUCUGUGGGUCAGUGGCUUCCUGACCUCUGACUCCAGCACCGGGUUCCUGUUCCCCUAAUGGAUCUGAGGCGCUUGCAGAUGACAGUUCUGCUCCUUGAGGGAAGAGUAAGGUAUUUUCAGAUGUUUUACUUAUUUCUGCUGUCUCCCCAGCAAUAAAAUCUGUCCCAUUUACUGUGCCAGACCAGUUUAGCAGAAUACCAGUUUUCUGAUGGUUCCUGGCAUCUCCCUUGCCAGCCGGAGGUGGCCAUCACAUCCUAGGAGGGAUAACGGCCUCAAGGUGCACCAGAGGAGAUUUAGGUUGGAUAUUAGUUGUAAUUUCUUUACUGACAGAGUUGUCAAGCACUGAGAGGCUGCCCAGGGGGGCGGUUGAGUCGCCAUCCCUGGAGGAGGUUAGAAGACAAGAAGUUGUACAUGGGGACGUGGUCUAGUGGUGGACGUAGCAGGGCUGGAUUGAUGGUUGGACUCAGUGAUCUUCAAGGUCUUGUCCAACUGAAACUAUUGUAUGAUUCUUUAAACAUGGAAGCCUAAACCCUUCCACGAGGAAUCUUCCACCUCCAGCAUGUCUUUUGAGGAGAAUCUUUGAAGCUGUUAAAUCCCAAGCCCGGUUUGUUACAGCCCAAAGUUAACAUGUCAUAAAGACACUUGUGAGUUUUCCUUCUUCAAGCUAACAGUGUGCAAGAUGUCUCCGUGGGACGCGGCUGCUCCCGUAGAAACCAAACAGAAAUGCUCACUGGGGAGAGAACUGGGAAUUGAUGCUGCAUUUCAUUAAAGCACAGGCCGAUUACAAACGCUGCUGCUCGUCUGCUAAGGGUAUGAAUAGUGUCUCUUUUUAAUUUCAUUUUGUCUGCAGGAGAAAGAAAAAGGCAGAAAAAGAAAGGGAGAGACCUGGUGCGUCUGCCCCUUCGGCUGGUUUGGUGUGGGGCGAGCGCGGGAGGCUGGCGUGGGCAGCAGCUCGGGGUGGAUGCUUGUCCCAAAGGGAAUUUGAGGAAGGGUCUUGGUGCGUUCCUGGGGUCUGAAUGUGUCGGGCGUAGCCCAGAAAAGCACCAGGAAGGUCUGGGAAAAUAGAAGUGACACAAAAUCCCAGAGCAUGAAAGAUGCUGAAAGAAUUAUUGGAGGAGGAGUUGGGGAGAUGGUUGAAGUCCUGUCAGAAGAGAGGGUUUUUUGACAACAUCAGUGAGGGUUAGGGCUGCCCCAUGCCCUGAAGGCUGGUUUCUCUGACCAGGAGGGUAAUGCUAUGGGGAGACAGGGAGCUGCUCCAGAAACCGGACCCAGCAGCUUCCCUGGACCGAGUGCCCUGCAAAGGGCUGUCCCAAAUUCUGGGGUAAUAAACUCCAAGUUUUGCUUAUAAGAUAACAUUAAAUACAAAAUUUUAAAGUGAAGUCAUAACCCUUUCUGGUAGACAGGAGUUGCGAGGGUUUUCUUUCCAGUGAUCCUGCACCCAAUUUAGGGCAUGGAGCACGCGGGCUUUCAUCUCUAACUGAUACAACAGCUCAACCCCCAUCUCCUCUGCGCUUUCCGCAAACAGGCGAGUGUCAGAAUCCCUCUGAUGGCAACCGAAUACCUUUCAUCCUGUGUUCACUGUUCAGAUUCUAAGAAAUCUAUUUGGUUCCUAUGUGCUUUUCCAGGAAUUUGGGCUAAAUCGGGCAGCUUAGCCCAGUCCAGCUUAGCCGGGAGGAGUUGGCUCUGCCCACAGGCGCUGCCGCUCCAUCCAGCCAACCUGGGGAGUUUGACCUUCAGGAUCCUCCUCUCUUUUGACUGCUGCGGCUCCUUCAGUGUCUCAGUUCUUCCUCUGUCCCCCAAAAGGAGGAAUCCCUCCUGCGUAGCCUUUUCAGGAGGCUUUUACGCUGUCUUUGCUGUUAGAUCUGUUCACCGGAGUGAGGAUCUGAUGGGAUAAUGAGCCAGCGGGGACCUCGAUGUGAGCAGCCACUGCCUCCGAUGAGGGGUUACCUGCAGCCACCACUGAGCUGAAAGCUACAGCAGAGUAAAAUCCAACCUUUAAAAACUCCUUCUUUAGGGCCAAAUAGGGUUUUCUUCCAAAGAUUUAAGUGCUGUGUUGGUCUUUUCCCUCUAAACUGAGCUCACUGUGCCCCUGGGGAUGGUGGGAGGAUGUGAGUGUUGAGUUGGACCCAAGCGAGACUGCGCCCAGAUGUUCUCUGCCAAAAAGAAGCAGCAUGUCAACUCAGGAUGGACGCUUGGAGAGGAGCAACUGCUGCAGGCGAGGUGAAAACCGGGAGCUGGAAAACAGUCCUGCCCAAAGUGGGGGUCCUGGAGGAUCGCAGGGGAGUGGAGGAACCAAAGGAAAGGGGUGCUGGUUGAGCUUAUGUUGGGCAACGCCUUUCAAGUGCUCUUCCAGUGCUCAACAAGGCCAAAUUGCAAUAAACUUGCUGGAGUAUUUUAUCUAAUUAGCUUAAGUUAAUUCCAAGGCAAUUGGGUACAAAUUGUUCAUUCAGCGCAGACAGCUGCUGGCUCAAGAGCUGCGAUAGAACUGACUGAAAUCACACCGGGAUUUAAACGGUCCUGCUGUAAAACCCUCUCCUUCACCUCCCCAACCCCUCAGUCCCGGAAGGGCAAAGGGCUGGGGAAGGAGCCCGGCUGGGUUUAGUAAAGGAUGUGAAGAGCAAAUGUGUCUGGAGUUGUUCUCCUUAUGAAAUAUUAAUGCCUGGUUGAGCCGUCCUGGCUGAGAAGCAUCGAUAAUCAGCACAAAUCGGGGCUCUGCUGCAUCAGCAGAUCAGAGAAUCGUAGAAUACUUUGGGUUGGAAGGAAUCUUGAUGCUCAUCCAGUUCCAUCCCUGCCAUGGGCAGGGACACCUCCCACUGGAUCAGGGGCUCCAAACCCCAUCCAACCUGGCCUGGAACCCCUCCAGGGAUGGGGCAACCUGGGCCAGGGCCUCCCCACACUCAUAGUGAAGACAUUCUUCCUUAUCUCCAGCCUAAAUCUUUCCAGUUUAUACCCAUUCCCCUUUGUCCUGUCUGUAUAAGCCUUUGUAAACAGUCCCUCCUCAGCUUUCUGGUGGCCUCUUCAGAUACUGGAAGCUGCUCUAAGGUCUCUGAGCCUUCUGUUCUCCAGGCUGAACAACCCGGAGAAGAGAAGACUCUGAGGAAACCUUAUAGCGACCUUCCAGUACCUGAAAGGUGUGACAUGGCCAAAUUACAUGGUUUGGCCAAAAAAAAAGUCUCCAUCUCCAUCCAAAGAUGGUAAAAGGCUUUGGGGUUUCAUGAGAUGAGGACAUGGCCAUGUGGUUGGGGUCUUAAGCCACCAGUGGUCCACUCCCUGCACCCGGGGACUCCCUCUGUUUAAUAAUGCUCUGCUCUCCCUCCAGCAUCCCAGGAACCACCCGGCCAGUUCUGAGUCCCGUUGGAGCGAGCUGGCAGGCUCUGAGCCUUUCGACUAAAUCUUCAACCCACCGAGUUUCCAGGAAGUUUAUUUUUAAACUUGAUAUUUGAGGCUAAAUCUAGGAGGAAAUCGCUUUUUCCACCCUCUCCCCCCCUGAAUAUGAAGAGCAUCACCUCCUGCUGCACAGCCGAGGGAUUUGCUCCCGUUUCAUGCAAACACGGGAAGGUUAAGAGGUGCUCCAAGAUCCGGCUGACAUUUCCAGCCAGGCUGCGCACGGCGACGUGGCUCCGGGGUAAAUGGAGCUGCCGUGCGGUGCUCAUCAUCUCCAAGAGCAUCUUUGCCGGCGCUGGGAGCCACCGGAGAGCAAAACCUCACGGCAAAGUCACCUUUAGGAUUGGAGAAGGGAAAAGAGCCAAGGAGGGACGGCAGAGCGAUGGGAAUCGCCGCUGUGGGGCCAUGGACCCUGGCGCUGGUUUUCCUCCCAGCGUGGUUUUCAGGGCUCACAGCCAGGAGCUGCCACGCAGGCUUUUGCCGGCGUCGCUUGACUGCUUUUCCUUCAUAAAUAAUCAAUGGGUUUAUUUCUUUUAUGGUAACGGGUGUGCAACACGAGGCUGCCAACGCCGGACAGGACGUCUCCACACAGAGAGAGAGAAAGUGCCUAUAUACACAUAAAUAUAUAAAUUAAAAGUAUAUAAUUAAGAUAAAAUAUU
Cuculus canorus (common cuckoo) is the source of this 10850-nucleotide messenger RNA. RefSeq names its product family with sequence similarity 222 member B (gene FAM222B). Lineage: Eukaryota; Metazoa; Chordata; Aves; Cuculiformes; Cuculidae. Bases 2032 to 3699 code for a protein of 555 amino acids. The transcript is spliced from 3 exons. The record is from RefSeq and is a predicted model, not a curated record.